This is a messenger RNA of Naegleria lovaniensis, 2838 nucleotides long. RefSeq lists its product as uncharacterized. Gene Ontology annotation, cellular component: plasma membrane. Lineage: Eukaryota; Heterolobosea; Eutetramitea; Acrasida; Naegleriidae. Gene Ontology annotation, molecular function: GTP binding; GTPase activity; GDP binding. Bases 1 to 2838 code for a protein of 945 amino acids. The transcript has 2 exons. Gene Ontology annotation, biological process: signal transduction. The record is from RefSeq and is a predicted model, not a curated record.
AUGGGCUGUGGUACAUUUUCAAAACAAUCAGAUUUUGCUGUUGAGGAUAAUAGACACACGCCUUCUCAUCAUCAGAACAAUCAAAGGAGAGUUGAUCAAGUUUCAUCAUCGCAAUCAUCAUCACCGGAAGAGGAAAAUCAUCAACAACAAGAACAACCGCUAGCCUCUUCCAAAAAAUCAAGAAAAGGGAGCACCUUAUCAAAAAGAGGGUCUUCCUCCAAAUCAUUUAACCAUUCUAACAUCCCAACUAUUGCCGAGGAAGAACCGGUUUCAGAGAUAUACCCGUUCAUUUCUUGGCCAGAGGAUAUCAUGAUUUCGCUUGCAAAUAAGGGUUCUCAAUUUGAGAUGGGAGAACUUUCUCUAAACUUGUCGGAUACUUCGGAGGAUUCAAAUGAGCGGCCGCUUUUAAAAUAUGUAAAGGAAAAAAGAAAUAGUUGUCAACAAAGUAUAAUAGAUUGCAUGUAUGAUAUGAUGAGCAAAUCAUUGUUUUUUGGAUCUAACUCGCCCUUCCCUGUAAAUAAUGAAAAUAAUUAUGACAUUGCUCUGGAUUUUAUUGCUCAAGGCUGUCCGUCAGGGAAGCAGAAGUUUAGUUUCUUUUCUCAUAAGGAAAUACUUUUACAUAGGAGCGCUUUCUUUAAAGGAGAGCUUUCAAAAGAUAAUGGAGCAGUUGACUCCUUAAAACGAACUCUAAGCAGUGCCCACGAUUUUAGAAAAUCUAUGGUUAAAGUAGAAACAAAUAUGGCAGAAAGAAGAAACACAGCUGGGGAAGCCAUGGCAUUGAAACGAACAACGAGUCAUACGAGUAAUCAAGUACCAAGAUCAAGUCUACCACCAAUGCCUUCCGCCCAACAACGAUCUUUAAACACUGCAAGUACAAAAAACUUAUUGGCUGGUUUGGAUUCUGGGGGAUCUUCUUCAAUGAUAAAGCCAAUCAUACAGGAUGAGAAGGAAGAACUCUUUUCUUCUCAAGGUAGUCUAACGUCACUAAUGCUCUCAGAAGAAAAGCGGAAAGGACGAAAACCAAAUAACCAAAACUUAACGAUUGACCUCUCUAAACAGACCAAAUCGAAUUUACAAGCGUCAAGACUAGAGGUGAUAUUAACACCACUCGUGAAAAAUCCAGAGGUUCUGCUGCUGGUGUUUGAGAACAUCUACUCGGGUUAUUUUCGACCGGACUAUGUUCACAAGAUGAAGUCUUUGGACAUGGAGUCUCUCAUUCAAGUGCUUGCCCUUGGCUAUCAGUUUAAAGUUCAGUCAAUUCGAUCGGUUUGUAAAAGUUUAAUAAGCCAAUAUGUCUGUACACAUAAGGACAAGCACACGACUCUUGAGGAUCUUAUUUCUUCGACUUGUACUACGUUAAGCCUUGAUGAUAUUCAGAAAAACAAUAUGAGUAUUGUUUUAGAGCUAAGAAAAAUAUUUCAGGACUCCAAAAAGUCACUACAAGAGAAUUUUAUCUCGCUUACUCAAGAGAAACGAACAUUCCUUAAAGAUCUUGAUUUCAUGUUUGUUCAUUGCAAUAUGAAGAAGAACCAUCAAGACUUUAGUGAUAUGAAACUGACGAUACACGUGGAAAAAAAGGAUGACGAAACUGAUGUACCACAUGAUUUAGGACAAGCAUCAGGUGUCUCUGCUCUGAGAUCAAGCUUGGAAAGAAAACAAAAUGAGGAUCAUGAUGUUCAGCCUCUAAUUAGUCAAAAGAAGAAGAGGUCCAAAAUUCAAGAUACCAUCGAACAGAAUCCAACGAAAAAGAUUUUCGUUCACAACUUUAUUCUCAAAUGCAGAACAGCUUUGGAACAUGUGGAGCAGUUUCAUCUCUACUGCACAAACGUGGACGUUGUAAAGACAUUUGUUCAUUAUUUGUAUACAGAUACCGUUCACAACGAUGCAUACAAUGUUAGCAAGAAAAAGAUAAUUCCUUUAGCUGAGCUAUUUCACAUUGACAGAUUGAAGUACGAAUGCUUGGCUCAAGCCUUGUUCAACUUAAAUGAGGACAACAUUUUGAAAAAAUACCGCAAGGCCAUCGAAUGUAAAGAGAUGUUGCUUUCGCAAGCAAUUUUAUACACCAUGGCAGGCGUAUAUCCAAAGCUGGUUCAAAAGAAUUUUGAAGAAGGAACAGAAGAGUACAACAUUUUCUUUUCCAUUGACGAGAAGCUGAAAAUGCUUUAUCAACGAAUAAGUGGUCAGUUCGUUCUAAGACGACGGUUGUUUGUAGAAACUAGAUUAGCUGAGCUCAUACCUAAGGUAGACACGUCUUUAUUACCUCCCAAUCAGACCUCUGCUAUCCACAAGAUACAUAUCCACGUUUGCGGUCAACGAGGAGUUGGUGUUUCCACAUUCAUAUCUCAAGCACGAUAUCAGCUCAACGACUUAAAAUCAUUUGAGGGAGUUGACAAUAUUGAGCUUUCAGUUAGCCAAUCUUACUCAUCAGACAAGCAAUAUGUAGCAACAUCUCCGAAGGCAGACGGUGUGAUUUUUAUGUUUGCCGUCGAUAACGUUAACUCUUAUAAUGCGAUUCGAAAAUGCUUUGAAGAUUUUAGAUCUCAUUUCAAAGCUCCAGUUUUGGUAGUUGGUAAUAAGUGUGAUGCAGUUAUACAAGCCUUUGAAUGUGAAAACACAAUUGUGAACUCAAACAGGCUAGUGAAAGAGGUAACCGAAGAGAUGGGUUGCCCCUAUUUUGAAAUAUCUGCAAGACAAACGAAUAACGUAAAGAAUUGUCUGGAAGAAGCGAUACGAGAGGUCCUUUAUCAUCGACACAUUAUUUUCAAAAUACAUUCUCAUCACUCUGAAAAAGUGAUACGGGACAACAUGGCAGAGGAGUCCAAGUCACCCACAAAAUAA